Erythranthe guttata (spotted monkey flower) is the source of this 1171-nucleotide messenger RNA. RefSeq names its product receptor-like cytosolic serine/threonine-protein kinase RBK2. Gene Ontology annotation, biological process: protein phosphorylation. Gene Ontology annotation, molecular function: protein kinase activity; ATP binding. Lineage: Eukaryota; Viridiplantae; Streptophyta; Magnoliopsida; Lamiales; Phrymaceae. The record is from RefSeq and is a predicted model, not a curated record.
CAAUUAGCCACAUUGCAUCCCCUUAAACUAUCCCAAAAAUUCAGCACUAGCAUGACGGAGGAAAUUACCUCCAUACCCUUACUCGACGCCGCCGAUUUCAAUUACUUCAAGCCUCAAUGGACCAACUUCACCUUCUCCCAACUCCAAUCCGCUACCAGCAAUUUUUGCCAAGGUUAUUUGAUCGGAAAAGGCGGAUACGCGGAGGUGUAUAGGGGCCGUCUGCGCGGAGGCGCACUUGUUGCGAUUAAACGUUUGACUAAGGGGUCAACGGAAGAAAGAAUAGGGGAUUUCCUAACGGAACUCGGUAUAAUGGCGCAUGUAAAUCACCCUAACACGGCUAAAAUGAUUGGCUAUGGGGUUGAAGGUGGAAUGUACCUUGUGCUCGAGUUGUCUCCCAUUGGAAGCUUGGCCUCUAUGCUUCACAGUUCGAGGGAGAAGGUGGCAUGGGAUACUAGGUACAAGGUUGCAAUCGGAACGGCUAAGGGGUUGUUGUACCUUCACGAGGGUUGUCAAAGGAGGAUCAUUCAUCGAGAUAUUAAAGCUGCUAAUAUAUUACUUACCCAAGACUUUGAACCUCAGAUAUGUGAUUUUGGGCUUGCAAAAUGGUUGCCGGAUCGGUGGACUCACCUUACGGUUUCAAAAUUUGAAGGCACUUUCGGUUAUCUAGCACCGGAGUUCUUAAUGCACGGAAUAGUAGACGAGAAAACCGACGUUUUCGCCUUUGGAGUGCUGCUUUUGGAACUUAUAACCGGUCGACGAGCUCUUGAUUAUUCACAGCAAAGCCUCGUUAUGUGGGCUAAGCCUCUGCUGAAGAAGAACAAAAUAAGAGAGCUUAUAGACCCCUCACUUGCCGAAGACGACUACAACCCGAUGCAAAUGAAUCUCGUGAUUUUGGCCGCUUCUCUUUGCGUGCAACAAUCUUCCACCAAACGCCCUCGAAUGAGUCAGGUGCUGCUACUUCUAAGAGGGAGCUGUGGUAGUUUAGAAUUGAUCAGAAAAUGUAAGAAGCUAUCAAUUUGGAAAAAGUAUUAUAAGGAUCUCUUUAGUGCAGGAGAAAAGUACAACACCUCUAAAGCCAUGGAAGCUUAAUUUUGGUAGAGGUACAACCCCAUUUUUUCCGGACAUUUUAAAAUUAUUUAUCAUAGUAUUAAAUAUUGUUUUAUGUAAAAAA